Molecule: messenger RNA, 1290 nt
Organism: Plutella xylostella (diamondback moth)
Lineage: Eukaryota; Metazoa; Arthropoda; Insecta; Lepidoptera; Plutellidae
Product: ubiquitin E2 variant domain-containing protein pendolino
Source: RefSeq, a predicted model, not a curated record
AACAUCACAGAGUAUAACCGAAGAUCGAGCGGAGCGAGUGUUGUUUUAUUUAUUAAUACUUCGAUGAUUGGAUUGUAAUUUUAAUGUUAUUAGGGGGCUUUUAAUUUCUUUCGUCAGUAGUUAGUGCAUUUGAACAUGGAGGAAGAAAGUGACAAUAAAGAUAUACGAGAACUAAAUGCAAUGUUCCAUCAGGAAUACAUAAUUAUGGCAGAAUAUCGCAUGUUGCAAACAGAAAAUUUUCCAGGCAUAUACGUAAUACCAUCCUACGAAAACUCCUUUACGUGGUUUGGAGUAAUAUUUGUAAGAUCUGGUUUAUAUGAAGGGGCAGUAUUCAGAUUUACACUAACUUUACCAGAUAAAUUCCCAGAUACUGAAGAAGUUCCGGUAGUUAAAUUCUCUUCACCUGUAUAUCACCCAGCUAUUGAUGCCACAUCUGGAGUCCUCAAUAUUAGUGAAGUAUUUCCGCAGUGGGAUAGAAAGUUCCACCAUGUUUGGCAAAUACUGAAAUAUGUGACUUGGAUAUUCCAUCACUUAAAUUUUAAAAGUCCUGCAAAUGUUGAAGCUUCAGUUUUGUAUAAAACAAAUAGGAAACUAUUUAUGGAGAAGGUGAAAGAAUCAGUAAUAUCCAGUAUUGACCACAUUUACGACGAUCCUCCUACUGAUGACAGACAUUACAUAUCAUUUCAACCAUACGAUCCAGAGAUCCAUGAUAAUGCUAAAAACAUUAUGUUAAAACCACUCAAACCUCCAGAAGGAAUAUCUCAAGGAAUCUCCUGGGUUCAACAAGGAUCUUUCCAACCAUUUUCAAAAGAGGAGACAUGAUCAAUAAUAUAAUACUUACUUAAUAACUCAUUAUAAAAUAAUAUGCCAUAUUCAGUACCUGUGAUAAGAAGACAGGAAUUAUUAUCAUGACAAAAAAUUGCAGCAAAUAUUAACAGGUAUUGUUACUGCCAGCUAUUUCACAAAAAAAAUAGAAAAUAAUAGGUAUUUAAAAAUCAAAAGUUAUAAUUAUAAGUUAUAUCUACUUGAAAGUGAUUAGUAUUACUACUAAAUUAACUUUAUAUUUAUACCUGUACAAAUUGUUAACAAAAUCCAUGUUUUUAUAAAUUGGUACCUACUACAUUUAAGUAUAGUGUUAGAUAAAGCAAUGAGGUGUGAACUAAAAGAAGUGUCUUGAUUAAUUAAUAAACAAUAAAAUUUAAUCUUAAUAUUCGACUAUGUUUACAAUUUAUAAAAAGUUGUAUUAUUCAAUAUCUUGUUUAAUUUUUAAAUUAAAUUCAUUAAUCUUUU